Prorocentrum cordatum is the source of this 681-nucleotide messenger RNA. The record is from the annotation of a GenBank genome assembly. NCBI's taxonomy places the organism in Eukaryota, Dinophyceae, Prorocentrales, Prorocentraceae.
AUGCUGGCGGCGCGGCAGCGGCAAGCCGCGGCGGCGCCCGCGGCCAGCAGGGCCUCGGGGGCGCGGGUCAAGGUGGGGAACCUCACCCCGGGGAUCUCCACUGUGAACCUCAAGGAUGCGCUGCAGCGCUGGGGCAUCAUGGGCAUCUCUCACAUCGAGAAGCCGCAGGGCAGCUUUGGCAAGGAGGCGGUCGUGCACUUCAAGAAGGAGGCCGACGCCGAGCUGAUGCUGCAGGCCAGUGGCAUCCAGGUCGAGGGACGAGCCUGCACGGUGACGCCGAUGGCCAAGGUGGAGAAGGCGUCCAAGGUCGACGCGGGCUCCGCUGGCUCGCAGGGCGGGCCCCUGGCGGCCGCGGAGACGAACCUCAUGAAGGUGGUCGGCAUGAAGAGCGGCUCGGAGCAGCAGGACCUGAUAACGUUCCUGCGGGGCCGUGGCGUCCUCGGCAUCGUCGAGGUGGUCGCCAGGGGCUCCACCGGGCUUGUGCGGUUCCAGCAGGCCGAGCACGUCAAGGCCGCGGUCAUGAAGGCGGACGGCGGCAUCAUGGGGCGCGAGAAGCACAAGCUGUCGCUGCAGCCCAUUGAUCAGGCGGAGUGGCUGAGAGUCCUCACGGAGCAGGUGCCGCUGGAGCCCCGCCGGCCCCGCUCCGCGCGCCGCCCGGACAUGGCGGUGAUCAUCUCGUAG